Messenger RNA from Racocetra persica, 283 nucleotides. NCBI's taxonomy places the organism in Eukaryota, Fungi, Glomeromycota, Glomeromycetes, Diversisporales, Gigasporaceae. The record is from the annotation of a GenBank genome assembly.
UUUGAUGCAGCUUUAACUUUAUUGCAUGAGGCCAGGCAUAGUUCCCUGCAAAGUAUUAAUGAAGUAUUGGACCAAUCGUUAGUCACCAAUAAUGUUCAAGAAAAUACUAGUAAUAUAAUAAAUGAAUUAACAGUAGAAGAUAAACAUGAUGAAAUGAACAAAAAAGAACGAAUAGAAUAUUCUCCGUCUGAAUCAUCCGAUGCUGAUCUCGAUGCAAGUGGUGGGCUUCAAAGUUCUAAUAAGAUGGUGAAUCUUUCACAAACAUCAAAUGAUCCAGAGUUUG